Sinocyclocheilus rhinocerous is the source of this 2692-nucleotide messenger RNA. Its product is annotated as myelin-associated glycoprotein-like. The transcript is spliced from 11 exons. Gene Ontology annotation, molecular function: sialic acid binding. Gene Ontology annotation, cellular component: plasma membrane. Gene Ontology annotation, biological process: cell adhesion. Lineage: Eukaryota; Metazoa; Chordata; Actinopteri; Cypriniformes; Cyprinidae. Bases 165 to 2123 code for a protein of 652 amino acids. The record is from RefSeq and is a predicted model, not a curated record.
CAAAACAGAAGAGAAGCUGAGUUGAUGUGCUGUGAGAGAACGCCCUCCUGUUUGUGAGGGAAGAACAGCAGCGGCUAGUUCACCGUUGGAGAGGGAGUUGGUUGUGGUUCAGCACACUCUGCCAGCAGUUCAAGAGGUCUAUGGUCCAGAGUUAAACUGAGACCAUGAAGGGCUUGGAGCUGCUGUUGCCUCUGCUGCUUAUCCUGAAAGAUGUAAGUGCUCAGUGGAAUGUGUGGAUGCCCAGAGAUAUUUCAGCCAUGACAAACUCCUGUGUGGUUAUACCCUGUUCAUUCACAUACCCCUCUGGCAUCAGGCCUUACAGAGGGGUCCAUGGGAUCUGGUAUUUCGGCCACCCCUACCCCCAGCUUUUCCCCCCAGUGGUGUAUAAGUCACGCACAGAUAUUGUCCACGAAAGUUACAAGGGACGGACCAAGCUCCUUGGUGACUUGACACAAAAAAACUGCACCCUGCUGAUAAAUAAUGUUGGCCUGGAACAUUCUGGGAGGUAUUACUUCAGGGCAGACCUGGGUGGUGCAAACAUCUACACUUAUCCUGACUUCACAAAACUACAGGUGUUGGAUCAGCCCAACAUCGAUGUUCCAGAGGAGAUUAUUAGUGACCAAAGCCUGGAUUUGACCUGUUAUGUCCCAGACAAUUGUCCAGACAUGAGUCCACAGAUCCACUGGAUGUACACAGACUACCUGCCCAACCCUCUUUUCACCCCUGACAAUGUUGAGGACAGCAACACUGCGGUACUGUCCAGCACCCUCACCUUCACACCCAAACCCAUGCACAAUGGCCAGCUGCUGGGCUGCCGGGUACACUACGAAAACAUCACCUUCGUCUAUGAACGCCUCAUUUCACUAGACAUCAAGUACGCCCCUCGAACUGUGUGGGUGAAUGUGUCUCAAGAGGUCAUGGAGGGAAGCUCGGUGGUCCUGCACUGUGAUGUGGACAGUAAUCCAACCCCCACAAUAACCUGGUUUUUUGGAGACACAGAGCUGAUGUCGGAAGUUGCUUCAAACUCUUCGCUGCCUCUGGACAACCUAACCCCAGAGGAGGACGGUGUCUAUACCUGCGUUGGUGACAAUGGCUACGGCAGCAUGAACACAUCCAUGUACCUGGCAGUAAAUUAUCCUCCACGGGAGCCUUGGAUCAAUGAAUCUCUAACGGUGUUGGAGGGAUCUUCAGUUGCUCUACAAUGCACCAGCAAAGGUAACCCAAUGCCCACGCUGACCUGGCUGAAGGAUGGGGAACUGGUGGGCACUAUCACAGCAGAGGAGGGGUCUGUGCUUGAGCUGCACAAAGUCACACCUCAGGCCCACGGAGUCUACCGCUGUCUAGCUGAGAAUGAACAUGGACGGGCCAGCAACUCACUUAACAUUACAGUAGAAUUUGCCCCUGUCCUCAUUGACAACUCUAAAUGCACUAUAGUCCGUGAGGGCGUUCAGUGUGUCUGUAUUGCCUCGGGAAACCCUGAGCCUGUGAUUGAAUUCUACCUGCCUGACCUCAACAUCACCAUCAACAACUCCAACAACCCAUUUAACUACCACACAUACUCAGAUGGGUACACGUCCACGGGCAUCAUCAAGCUCCAGGACAAGGGUGAAAGGGGGAACAAUGGUGAUACCGCUGUCCAUGUGCACUGCAGCAUCAGCAACAUGUAUGGCUCUGAGACCAUCCGUUUGGAACUGCAGCAAGAGAAAAAGUUCAUGAUGGCCGUCAUAGUGGGGACUAUUGGAGGUGUGGCGGUAAUCGCCUUCAUCAUUGCAGCUGUGAGAUACGUUGGUCAGAAUAAUAAAAAAGAGAAUGGUAACCCUGGGCAGGACGUGGGAUCUAAAGUGGAGAAUCCCUCAAUGUUCUACAGCGCAGUCAAGAAGGACAAACAGAGUCUCAGGAAAAAAGUGCUUAAGACUGAGCUCCUGGGCUCAAAGUUUAACUCCAUCCUAGAGGAAGGCACGGGAGACGACAGUGAUUACCAAUCUGUUGGCCCAAUGGCAGGCAUGGAGAGGCAAGAGCUGAACUACGCCGCCCUAGAGUUUCUCCAUGGACGACACUUGGAGGGAGGCUUCAGGAGGGCUGAUGGUGACACCAGUGACUACACUGAAAUUAAGGCCAAAUGAACCGCGAUUCUUCCCUGAUGCCUCGGCCAAAUGGGACACAAUGGCCACUAGGGCCCAAUAAUUCCCACUGCCCCACAAAUUUCCUAUUUCACCCAUUUUAAAUGUGGCCUUUUCAAGGGACAACUGUCUCGGACAGUUAACGGACAAUGAGUCUGAGGUUGUUUUAGAUUGCAUUCUCUUAUGUCUCCAAGGUUCUGGGAAUUAUAUGUUCCCUUAUCAGUAAAAGAUACUGUACAAUAGAGUUUCUUUAUGUAUUUAUUAAUGUUUUUGGUUAUUUAUACCCAUUCUUGACUGUAACCAUACCAGAUAUUUAGUCUCUCAAUCAGAUAUGAGAGGUUUUAGUAUUCUCCUGGUUUAAAAGACAAUACUUUCCAAAAGGAAGGGUCUUUUUCCCAAGAGUUACAGUAGAGCUUAUAGUCUGAAGCAAGCUUAAGGGAAAUGGUAUGGUUUGCAGGUGAGUCUCAGUCACUAGUGGUCCUUUUCACUGUGUCCGCUGUAAGUCGAAGCAUCAGGGAACGAGGUGCUAUGUGCACCUCGACAUAAUGUAUAAGCACUAUCCCAACUCUGGG